AUGCCGCAACAAUACACUUUUGACAAUGCCGCCCAGACCACUAUGGUGGGAUGGGAUCCCGCCAUCCUUAGGAACCGCACUCCUGCCCAACGCUGCACCGCCUACCUUGCCCGCUGGGGAACUAUCGCUGCCUGCCCCCCCUGCCUAUGCUGGCCUCACAAGACCAAUGGUGAAGUGCGUGCUGGCACCACUGCCAAAUGUUAUGGCUGCCGCACUGGGAACCAGCUGAUGCCGCUCCCCCAAGACACCCCCCGUGGCCUCGACAAUGAGGACCUACUGCCUUGCGGCUGUAAGUGGCAGCAUACUGCAGUAGAGCUGCUUUUCUACCGCAGGGCGCUCCCAGCUGCCACCCUCCCUCCUGGCGACGAUUCUUGUUGCGACUGA
This is a messenger RNA of Pseudogymnoascus destructans, 384 nucleotides long. RefSeq lists its product as uncharacterized. Bases 1 to 384 code for a protein of 127 amino acids. NCBI's taxonomy places the organism in Eukaryota, Fungi, Ascomycota, Leotiomycetes, Thelebolales, Thelebolaceae. The transcript has 6 exons. The record is from RefSeq and is a predicted model, not a curated record.